GUCUGUCUGUCACUGUCUGUUUCCAUCCGUCUGUAUGAGAUUGUGUUACCCUCGCACAGAUGCUUGCAUGGCAUUGCUCUGUCUCCCCCACCUCAUCACCUCCAUUGCUAUUAAUUCAGGACCAAGGAUGCUCUGCAGGGUAAAUAUCCCCCAGCCCGAAUUUCCAACUGAGGUAGAUAGGACGGUGGCCCUCGGGGUUAAAAGAAUUUUGCUGUAUUGUCUGCUUCAGGUUUGAAUCAUGAGCAUUCUUAACAAAAUGGUUAAAAACCCUGAUGUUUAAUUGCAAACUCAGCUGGUGACUUGUGAUUUUAUUUCAUGCAUCAUGCAACAAUUGCUCUUUUUCUGUAUUUAAACUCAUGUGCUGUGGGUUUUGUUUAUCUUGUUAAACCAAAACACCUUUCAAACAGUUCUCGCUAUGUUAACGGGGUUUUAUUUCUUAGUUCAGUACUAUGUGUCCAUACCACAUUUCACUUGUUUUCCUCUUCCAUUUAAUGAAGAAAAUCUCUCUAGUUACUUCAUGUCCUGUUUUUUUGUUUUCUUUAAAUAACUUUAGGCAAUUUUAAAUUAAGUAUUUUUCUUCACCAUUUGUGCUGUCACGUUUAUGUAACAUGUGCCCGCCUGCAUAUGAGAUUCAUAGAAAUAGCUAAGGUAUUGCAUGUUCUUGAAUUCACUCGUACUGUAUCUGAACAUUAAAAAAUGUCUUUUCAUUGAAGAAGACAGGGGUUAAAAUGAAUGAAGAUCUGAAGGUUAAUUUAAGCUGGCUGCCUCAAGAUCACUUAGAAGCCAGCUCUCCAGAGAAUAUCUCAACUGCAGUCUCCUCCCUGAUUCCUGUCGUAGACCCAGAACCAGAGCUCAUAGUAAACCCCUGGGACAUUGUUUUGUGUACUUCAGGAACCCUUAUCUCCUGUGAAAAUGCCAUUGUGGUCCUUAUCAUUUUCCAAAAUCCUAAUCUUCGUGCCCCCAUGUUCCUUCUGAUAGGCAGCCUGGCACUUGCAGACCUCUUAGCAGGAAUUGGAUUGAUCAUCAAUUUUAUUUUUGCCUAUCUUCUACAAUCAGAAGCUACAAAACUGGUCACUAUUGGACUGAUUGUUGCCUCUUUCUCUGCAUCUGUCUGCAGCUUGCUGGCUAUUACUGUUGAUCGUUACCUCUCAUUGUAUUAUGCUUUGACUUAUAAUUCAGAAAGGACUGUCACUUUUACUUAUAUCAUGCUUAUUUUGCUCUGGGGAGCAUCUAUCUGUAUUGGACUGCUGCCUAUAAUGGGCUGGAACUGCCUCAAAGAUGAAUCCACCUGCAGUGUUAUCAGACCGCUCACUAAAAAUAAUGCAGCUAUCCUUUCAGUCUCUUUCUUGCUCAUGUUUGCUCUCAUGCUGCAGCUCUACAUUCAAAUUUGUAAAAUUGUGAUGCGCCAUGCCCAUCAGAUUGCCUUGCAACACCAUUUCCUGGCCACAUCCCAUUAUGUGACCACCCGAAAAGGAGUGUCUACUUUGGCCAUUAUUUUGGGGACCUUUGCUGCUUGUUGGAUGCCUUUUACACUCUAUUCUUUAAUAGCAGAUUACACGUAUCCUUCAAUAUAUACCUAUGCCACUCUCCUGCCAGCCACCUACAAUUCCAUCAUCAAUCCUGUAAUAUAUGCUUUUAGAAACCAGGAAAUACAAAAAGCAUUUUGGCUCAUCUGCUGUGGCUGUAUCCCUUCUAGCCUGUCUCAAAGAGCAAGAUCACCUAGUGAUGUUUGAUUAACAGCUAUGAGGACUUUAUUUAGCAUUUUGUUUUUCAAAAAUUCCUGCAACAAUCUUUGGUUAGAUAUAGUCCUUAGAUUGUACAUAUCUAAAUCAUAUUCAAGCCACAGGAUGCACUGACCCUUUUGUAAAGAGAAACCCCAUUAACCGAAAUGAACUCAGUGGUUUAAGGAAGAUUUCCAAAAUCAAAAUGAUUAGUGUUCUUUCAAAUUAUAUUGUUGCUCAGGUUCUAUGAAUAGACUAAACCGGUCAUUCACAUUCACUAUGAUUCUAAGUUAACUUUAUUAAUUAAAAAAGGUAGACUGAUGAAUUAUAGCCUUUUUAAAAUAGUUUAUGUGCUUGAGCUCAGUUAUACUGCAUGAUUUUUCUGUUGUCAGAAAUUCUCUCUCUUCUUAGCCUUAGUGAAACAGUAAAGAAGACUAUGUCCUUGGUUCUGUUAACAUAAACUAAAAUGUAUAUCAUCAAUUUAAAAUAAUGACCCAAUAACUAUUGUUUCAUUUGGUAUUUAUUGUAAUACUUUCUGGACCAUUAAUUUGCUAAAAUGAGGAAGUACUUGUGCAGGUUUACUGUUUUAUAUCUCAGUAUAAAUUGAUCAGUAUUUUAAAAUGUUACCUAUUUUCUCAUGAGUUCUAGAUAGAUGCUAGAAUAGAAUAUACAUUUAGUCUUUACUACUGCUUUGUUUCUUUUCAAAAAUCAACUAUACAUUUUUUAAAAUAUAGGACAUCAGGGCCUAUUGUAAUAUUGAUUUUUAAGCAGAAUUCCUCAUUUAAAUGAUGGAGAUUUCUACUCAGAAAUCUAUGGCACAAUAUGGCCUCUAGGAAUUAUGCAUUGUAAUAGGUGCAGCAUUUUAAGUUUCUUUGACAGAUUAAUAUUUUCAGAAGUGUAUAAGGAAAUAUUUAAUAAAAUAACUUGCUUAAAAUAGUAUAUUUUUAGUACCUACAGUAAAUGGUUCCCUAAAGGUUGCUAUUGAUACACAAGUGUUAUUUCAUGUUCUCAUUGUUCUGCUAUGGUUUCAGAUUCUGAAGUUUGAAAAUUCUUUGAGCAUGUCAGGUGCAUAAUUGUAUGUAGCAAAAAUGCCUACGGAACAUAUUUUCUGCUAUUCUAAUAAUUUAAUCUUUGAGUCCAUCACAUAUUAUAAUGCUCAGUACUAUAUGCAUAUCAUUUCACUUCAUUCUAAGAUAAUACUCCUUGUGUAAAAGGCAAAGCUUCCUUUCAUGAAUGGUUUAAUUUAAGCUGCUUCUGAUCUUUUCCCUGAAGCCACAUUAGAAUUAUUAGAACAAAAAAUGUUGUUUUCUAAUAACAAGGUUGUAUUGACAGAAGAAAAAGCUUACUGGAAAAAAACACACCUGAUUUUGGAUUUCUUUGUUAAACUUGAGGUAUAUUCUCAUAUCAGUGAAUGGGAAUUUAUAGUAAAACUUCCAUUAGUGCUGAUGGAAGUUACAAGUAUAAAUGCCUAGGCACCAAUAUGAGGGUGUAGUCCCCUGAAUAUCAAAGUAAAUAUACUAUAUUGUUGCUUUAGUAUCUUCCAUUAUAGUUUAAAAAAAAUCUCAAAUUUUGAUGAAAAAUAUACCUGUACAGUAUAGAGAGUAUACACUACUAUACUGCUGCCACUCAAUCUUUUCAAAUGGUAUCUUUCCUUUCGUUUAAACUUUUGGAACACUGUAGCUUUUGUGGCAAACUUCUGUGACAUUAAUAAUCCAUAUGCUAUACCCAGAACUAAAUUUCAAAUGUGAGUCACUUGUAUAUUAGCAAUAAUUUAUUUUGGUUUCAAUGCCAGAUUCAAAUUCCAUUAUUUACUUGGUUCAUGAUAUCUGGCUAUUACUUUGCAUUAAUCUAAUCAAAUUUAAUAUUGUAUGGUGGCGACCUUAUCUUGACAGGACUGUGCUCUUGCAACUCCCGUUGGCUUCAGGUGUAGGUGUUCAACACCCACUGAAAUCUCCCCUCAAACUAUAUAGGAUAUUUGUGUUCUUUAUCUAUCUCUGAAUAUUAAUGAAGUUCUAGUAGUUACCAGUUUUCUAUUGUUUAUAAGAAAUCAUCACUUCAUAAAUACCUAUGAUGUAUAUAUACCUGAUUUUUUUAUAUAUAUCUAUACACACAUACAUACAUACAUACACACACACUCAAAGUAUCAAAUAUUGGAAAUUAUUGCUAGGAUCAUUUGUUAACAUUUUGAAAUGAAUUAUGCAUAAGGGUCACAAAUGCUAUUUGCUUGUUAACAGACACAGAUAAGACUUGUUAAAACUAUACAAACAAAACCUACCCCUCUCUUCCUCUAUCCUUUCCUUGAGUUUGGUCAGUUGCAUCAAAGUGCCAAUAACUGAUCAGGACAAACACCUACAGUUGUGACUAAAAUUCUGUCCCAAGAGGAAUUCUGUCCCAAGAGUUUGGUCCACUUCUAUCUAGGUACUAAUAUGCCCCUCCAUUACCAGAGUAUCUGAGCACCUCACAAUUAUUUUAUGUCUUUAUCCUCACAACAGGCCUGUGAGGUAGGGAGGGACUAUCAUCCCCCGUUUACAGCUGGGGAACAGACACUCAGUGACACCCACUGACUUGCCCAAGGUCACUCAGGAAAUCCAUGGCAGAGCAUAGAAUUGAACCUCAGUCUCCUGUGUAGCAAUCUAGUUCCCUAACCACUGGACCAUCCUUCCUCUUCUCUUGCCCCCCUUCUCUUCCAGUCUGGAUCAUGCCUUCCUGUGGCAAAACCCAUAGCAUGGGGCUCUGGAGAAGAAAUCUGUGAUUUCAGUGGUUGUUCCAUCAGAGAGAUUCCCACCCCCUUGCCCAAGUAGCCCAUUGUACUUACCAACAAAUCUGGCAGAUCUCCAGAGAUCUGUAGGAGGCCACAGUUGACCACAUGGAGGCUGUAUGCCUCUGCACUGGCUCUGGUCUGGUAGGAGGGUUCAGCAGAAAAUAUCCAAGGAUGCCAGAGGGGGACAAUGUGGAUCCCCACCAUAACCAUAUCCUCUCCUCUGCUCCUGGCUUAUCUGAUGUUCACCUCCUCACUCAAUGUGGAACUUAGACCUGUAGAUCAGCCAGGGAAGAAACUACACUCUUCUUCCAUGCAGGAUCAGAGAGAUUUGUACCAAGAGGGUCCUCUUCACAUGCAGAUCUCAGGACACCAUCUGGGCUGAAUUUAGGAUAGAGAUGGAUUAAAAUUACAGAGUAAUGUUUAGAUGGGGCAAAUAGUGUUUCUACAAUCUAGCCCUAAGUGAGGGGCAGUGCCUGUAGGUGCACUACUUCAGAAACAGGCCAGCAAUCAAAUUGUGACUUCAGAGCCAUUACCUUGCACUUGAUGUUACUCUGGUCACUUUAAUAGCUUGAAUGAUCUGGACUCUCUCUUAUAAAGAUGUUCUUAAACUCAAAAGGCUCUUCAGUAUUAGUCCUGAUAGAGGCCAAAACUCUGCUCGAAGUCAGUAAGUUUGGCCUAUUUAGGACUACAGGGUUGAGCCCAAAAUUAUGUAACUGUAAAAGUAACAGUCCUGAGGUAAAUACUGCAUAAUAUACAACUGAAUGACCUUGUGUUCAGAUCUGCGUAUUAAACACUUGCCUCACCAGAUUCAGUAGUUCAACAAGAAGAAAUGCUUCUUAAAAGCCAGUUGACUCCACAGAAGUAGAUGGUUCUGUCCAACAUUCUUUUCUAGUUUCUGUAUCUAGACAGUUCUGUCUUAGGCCACAGUUCUGCAAAUUGUUCCAUGUGGGCAGAGCUCAGCACAACAUGGAAUCCCCCUGAAGUUAGUGGGACUCCACACAGACACAGGGACCUGCCCCCAUUGGAUAACUUGAAGGAACAUGUAAUAUUGAACAAUACUAGUGCCAGAGGGGUUAAAUUGACCAUUCUUAGCAAUAUUGGGAUUCUUCACAGCUCAGUCAUCAAUUCAAGUGUUUUUAAAAUGCACAUGCAUAAUUUAAUUAAAAGAAUGUUUACUUUGUUUUAAAUUAUUAAAAUGCUAGAUCUAUUGUUAGUAAUAAGUUGUAUCUUUAAUGUUGAAACCUGUUGCAGCCCGUGGUUUGUGUACCCAAACCUAAAAGCUUUUGCUAUUUUUUUAUUUUUCCUAGCAUUUAACAUUUUAGCAAUAAUGCAAAAAAACAAAAGCUUUUGUUAUAAGAGCAAUAAAGUCCCAAUAAAAUAAAGUUUAUAUAAGCUGUAGAGUCAAAGCAAUAGUGAGGAAGCAAUAAAAUCAUUAGAUAAAAUAGUGUGUUUCAAUAAGCAAAUCUCACCUGUGCAAGGACUUUAUGUAAGCAGAAUUCAUACUUUACUGUUAGGCACUGAUUACAGUAUUACAUGGGACAUUGUUUCAGGCUGGUUGCAUUAUGAUCAUUGAAGUUAUUGUGUUGAAAUUUUUGUGGAUAACUGUUUAUCUCAAUUUUCAUAUCCUGAAUUCUUAAUAUUUCCAAGACAGCAUUAUGUUAAUGUAAUAGGUAUUUCUAUGGAAUGUAUUCUUUUAUAUCAUUUAAAAUUUAGUUUAUAGAACAGUGUUAGUAUAAUUUUAAUUAUAUGCAGAGUUUCAAGUUUUAGGUUAAUCUAAAUAAAAAAUCAUAGGUUUUCACAAGACCUACACUGAAAGUACCCCAAAUUUACAAUGUUUGCAAUGUUGAAAAUAGUGGAGCCUCCAGAGGACCAUAGAGAUCAGAUUAUCCAUGCUCAUUGGCCGCUGAACCCCAAUUUUGGAGUAUGAGUAUGAAAGGCACAUGAUUUUGGUAUAAUUGAAGAACACAUCCUCCACCUCCCCCAUGCCCAGCCCUGUUUAAAGCAAGCAAAAAGCUCUACUUUGCAGUGUGCAGGGGAUGCUGGCACCCCAUCAUUGCCUGCUUCCCAUAUCUCUGUAAUAGAAGUUAAGUGGUGUAAAGGGCCUUGUCCCAUCCCUCAUCACGGAAGGGCCUAAUCUAAAACUUACUGAAGUCAGUGGAUGGUCUCCCAUUGUCUUCAUUGGCUUUUUGAUCAGACUCAGGUUGAAUUUCACCCCCAGCUCAUUCUUUUCUCAUUACCUCCUUUUCCUCCCUACUAUAGUUACUAAAUAUUUCACAUAGUGAUAUCCAAGACACCAAUUGUUUCCCUGUGUUUAGAAUAGAAGAUAAUGCUGAUAGCUCAGGUACCAUCCAAAAAUAAAAAAAGUAAUUGCAUACAUAAUGUGAAAAGCUUGAAAGCAAAAAUAGGAGAAUUAGAAUGUCUGGCAAUGGAAAGAGAUUUUAACAUUAUGGGCAUUUAGGUGGAAUGGAGAAAGGAAUGAUAUACCUGGCUGUAUACUAUAUAGAAUGGACAGACUAAGUAACAGAGGCAGAGGAUUAUCACUGUGCCAGAAAGGUUGAACAGCAUCUCAUGAGAUCACAUUUCUGGCCAUACAGAGUAUCUUACUGGAUGCAAAUCUUAAGUGUAAGAAUAAAAGUACACUGUUAGGGUACCACUGGCCUCCUGAUCAGGAGAAAGAUAUUGAGAGCACACUUUUGAGAAGAAUCAAAGAUGCAAUUAAAUAUAGAGUAGUAAUGGGUGACGUCACCUAUCCUCAUAUAGACUGGUUAGAUGUCACAUUGGAAAGAGGUUUAGAGCAGUGGUUCUCAAACAGGGACCCGGGGCCGCAAGCAGGUUUCAGGGGGUCCGCCAAACAGGAC
Molecule: messenger RNA, 7340 nt
Organism: Chrysemys picta bellii (western painted turtle)
Lineage: Eukaryota; Metazoa; Chordata; Testudines; Emydidae
Gene: GPR12
Product: G protein-coupled receptor 12
Biological process (GO): regulation of metabolic process; adenylate cyclase-activating G protein-coupled receptor signaling pathway
Cellular component (GO): plasma membrane; cytoplasm
Molecular function (GO): G protein-coupled receptor activity
Source: RefSeq, a predicted model, not a curated record